CUGUCCUGAGAGUUCCCAAAAAGCACAGCUCUAAAGUAAAGCUACCACUGGACUGCCGGAUGCUUUCUCGGUUGCUAGGAAACGCGCCCGGCAGCUCCGGGACCGCCCUGCUGGUGCCGCCUUUUCCUCCUCCCUCUACUAACAGGAAGUAGAAAACAAAGGCGAGACUAGGGCGCGAGGGCGUGUUCCCGCUUUAGCCAAUGGGAAGAGUAGGGCGUAGCUAAGCGCCCUUCCUUUAUUGCCCCAGAACCUGCAAGCACGCUCACUCUCUGCUCCGAGGCGAACACGCAAGGCUCCGAGGCGGAAGACGCGAGACUCCCUGGCGCUCCCUCAGCGGCUGCCAUCAUGGUGCGGAAGCUGAAAUUCCACGAGCAGAAGCUGCUGAAGCAGGUGGACUUCCUGAACUGGGAGGUCACGGACCACAACCUCCACGAACUGCGUGUCCUGCGGCGUUACAGGCUGCAGCGGCGCGAGGACUACACGAAGUACAACCAGCUGAGCCGGAAGGUGCGUGAGCUAGCGCGGCGACUGCGCGACCUGCCCGAGCGCGACCCGUUCCGCGUGCGCGCCUCCGCCGCAUUGCUGAACAAGCUUUACGCUCUGGGCUUGGUGCCCACGCGCGGCUCGCUGGAGCUCUGCGAUUUCGUCACAGCCUCGUCCUUCUGCCGCCGCCGCCUGCCCACCGUGCUCGUCAAGCUGCGCAUGGCGCAGCAUCUCCAGGCUGCUGUGGCCUUUGUGGAACAGGGCCACGUGCGCGUGGGCCCGGACGUGGUGACGGACCCAGCCUUCCUUGUCACCCGCAGCAUGGAGGACUUUGUCACCUGGGUCGACUCAUCCAAGAUCAAGCAACACGUGCUGGAGUACAACGAGGAGCGCGACGACUUUGAUCUGGAUGCCUAGAGGGUCUCGCUGUCGCUCCACCUCUCUUCAGGAUGGCAAACGGGUCCGACGCUGGCGAUCUGAGAGUGCUCUAAACAGUGGCACUCAAUUGGGGACUUUCAAGAAUUUGGCUCAUCGAGGGAUUUAGCUCACUGGCAAAGCUCCUGCCUGGCAAGCGCAAGGUCGUGAGUUCGAUUUCUGGUACCGGAAGAAAAACAAACGAACAAGCAAACAAAAAAGAAUUUGGCUCAUCAGCUGCAGAUCACAGAACCGAGGUGGGGAGGGCCGCUCCUGUUCUCCAGGAAAUUUUCGUAGAACUGACUACUGGUAACUAAAUGAUAGUGCCUUUAGACCGUGGGAAGCGGUUUUGUGCUACCCUGGGGAUUGUCAGCCUCAAGGAGCAGAAGACGUUGCAGUGUAAAAGCAAGAACGUUACCCUCCCGGUUCCCGUUAUCGCCUUGUAGCAGGACUGAUUUCUUCAAUUUGUUUAACUCAAAUACUUCUGAUUGUGAGUAAGCUGUGAUCGAUGGAUCGUUUGGGCCCAAGUUUCCAUGAAAGUGAGUGAGACUUUGGUGUUAAGGGUUCCCCCAUUUAAAGGAACGCUUUCCUGAUACCAAUAAAUGGCUUAUCUGCUUGUAAAUGCA
This is a messenger RNA of Chinchilla lanigera (long-tailed chinchilla), 1523 nucleotides long. It is a transcript of the gene Imp3, whose product is annotated as IMP3, U3 small nucleolar ribonucleoprotein. The coding region runs from base 346 to 900 and encodes 184 amino acids. Gene Ontology annotation, molecular function: rRNA binding; structural constituent of ribosome; snoRNA binding. Gene Ontology annotation, cellular component: small ribosomal subunit; Mpp10 complex; small-subunit processome. The transcript has a single exon. The record is from RefSeq and is a predicted model, not a curated record. Gene Ontology annotation, biological process: rRNA processing. NCBI's taxonomy places the organism in Eukaryota, Metazoa, Chordata, Mammalia, Rodentia, Chinchillidae.